Messenger RNA from Actinia tenebrosa (Australian red waratah sea anemone), 2038 nucleotides. RefSeq lists its product as uncharacterized. NCBI's taxonomy places the organism in Eukaryota, Metazoa, Cnidaria, Anthozoa, Actiniaria, Actiniidae. Gene Ontology annotation, molecular function: protein binding. The record is from RefSeq and is a predicted model, not a curated record.
CAUCUCAUGCUCCUCCAAAACCAGUUUUACAGGCUUUAGGACGUCACGAGAUCUUAGUACAGUGGGAACACCCGCCAAGACCUCUGGGAAGAAUCAACAGCUUCGAAGUCAAGAUCAAUGACAUCAUCAUCUACACAGGGAUCGAGAAGAGUUGUAUCGCGAGGUUUCUAAAACCGAACACAGAUUAUGUAGUUACGGUUAGCGCCUGGACGAGUGAAGGUCGAUGCGAGAGCCUUCCAGCUAAGAAGAGAACAGCGCGGGAGAUAUACCAUGCCACUCCGAACCCUCGAGUAAAGACAAAUAAACAGACGACAUCUAAACGAAGCACGAAUAAACAACCUAAAACAGUCCCUAUUAGAAAGCCACUUUAUCCCUACGACUCAAAAACACUUGAAAAAGGAACCGAAAAAUCAGAUCUGAAGAGGGCGAAAACAGCAGGCAUCCURACCGUUCCUACAGCCGAAAGUCCAACCAAAAACGAAGCCAAAGGAAAACCAACCAGGGUUAGUUCGUCUGUGGAUAAYAGAUUCCGUCCAACUACAGUAAGCACAAUACUUGAUAAUAACGCCAACAAAACCUCGAAGAAAAAUCCAGGUCGAAAAAGCUCUAUUAACAAGACUACGCUGUCUUCAUCGCUUGAUUCACUGAAGGAUACUAACAGAAGAGAUACAAAGGACGUUUUUCAAGACAAGUCAYUGAAUAUCGAUAGCAGACGAGCACAGUUUUCUAGAAGGGUGUCCAAAUCCGAGAAAGCCGAACAAGGGAGAGCCCCGAAAGGUCUUCCAAGGCGCAGUAGUUUACCAGGAAUCCCUAUGUCUUACUCGCGUACCAAACCUAGAACUAACAGAUUUUCACCAGCCAAUGGCAGAACAGAUAAAUCACCGUCGACUAUCUCAUCCAGGGGGUCUUCUGACUCAGACGACAAAGAUAGGCCGUCACCUGUGAAUCUAACAGACGCACUUGUAUCCAUGAAGAUCAAUAAACCCCAAAGUAGACGCGCAGAUGAGAAACCAUCAAACAAAUCCACCUUUGCUGCCUCCGUCAAAGAACUGAAGCACGUGCAUCGUAGUAACCAGACGUCCAAACGAGAUCAACUAUCGYUUGAGACGGCUCCACCCCUGGUAACAACAGGCUCUGCGCAAAGGCUCAAGAAAAAAGACUCUUACAGACCUUGACUGAAACGCUGGUGUGAUAAUAUGUUGGUGUAAAUCUUUCUCACACGGCAGCUGGUGUACGAACCAUAUAUUCGUGAUAAAGCACAAAAACUAAAUAGCACUAAACGCAUCAUUCUAUUUCUUUUGUUUUUAAUUGUUUCAUUAGUGCCAUUGUGUACUAAUUAGYUAGUACUAUUUCACGAAYAUAUGGUUUGCACUCUCUGUUGGUUGGAGCUAGCAGAAGAUCCCCCCCCUGUGUACACUUGAAUUUAGACGCCUCGGGAUGAAUUCAGUUACGCGCACAGAAACAAGGUUUUUAUCCUAAUAGAGAUGGCAGCCAUGUUGGGUGGCAGGAACAAUACAAUCGUUUUUCAUAAGAAAGAAUUCAAAUCCCGAGAGCAAAGGGAUUUUUAUUGUUCUGCCAUCUUACCACAGGCAGCCCAAGCUGUAUUAUGGGUACCAGCACAUGAUGGUGCAAAACCUCUUGGGAAUAAUCAUGGCACAAUGAAUAUUCAUGGCACAAUGAAUAUUCAUGGCACAAUGAAUAAUCAUGGCACAAUGAAAUGAUGCAUUAUUAGAGGCGAGGUGCAUUCUGGUCUAGCAUGGGUACAAUCUAUCAUCACCAUAUAAGUUUUGAUGAACUGAUCUUUCAAAUAAGAAGCUYUUAUUAAUCUUACAUGCAAAAAGUAUUCGGGACCUUCGAAACGUUACUGUCCAUGACUGCCUCUUCAUCAUGCGCAGUCAGUAUAGGUGCUGAGUGAGGAAAAGACAUUAUUUAUUGAAUGAAAARUUGGUUCACCCAGUAGUCCAGUUUCGAGUUCCAAAAUACCGCUKUSUUYCWUGAUUACAGACUCAUUUGCUCRGGCUAAGCCUCGAAUCAGUGU